UUUGAGCCUCUCUAAGGCGUUAAUGGCCGGGCAGGGCGCUGAUUUGGACAUGAAUAAUGUGCGGCAGUGGGAGGGGACGGUUUCGGGCUCGACUCCUUUUAGCUGCGUGCGUCACGUUGUGAAUUGAAGACCAAGGACGAGGUCUGGAUGGCUGUCUCUAGUCACUGGAGGAAGUUUUACUACAACGAACUCCAGAAGCAGGCAUGGCUGGGAAGCCUUUCCGGGCCACCUACAUCUGGGGCAGCAUCAUCUCCAACCUCCACACUCAAGUGGAGGUCAAGCGGCGGCGCCAUAAACUGAAGUCCUACCAUGAUUGCUUUCUGGGCUCCGAUGCCGUGGACGUGGUGUUGGCCCACAUCGCCCUCAGCCGUUUCUUCGGUGAAGAGGUGGUACCGCGCUUCAAAGCUGUUCGUCUCUGCCAGGCCCUGAUGGACUCUAGGGUGUUUGAGCCGGUGGGCGUCAAAGUCUUUGGGAAGGAGAAGAAACGAGCUACAUUUGAGGACAGUUGUUUCAGUUUGUACAGGUUCCUAAAUCCUGCGACCAGCUCCUCUCCAUCACUAGCAAACACCAACUCUCACUCCACCAGUACCAUUGAGAGCGGCUAUGACUCGCCGAGCAUUAACAGGAACAAGAACAGCUACACUCCGUCACAUGAAAGACAAGAGGUGCUGAGCUACUCCACUCACUCCCCUGUGAAAACGGAUAAAUCAUUGGAGGAGGUACUCGGAAACCUCAACAUGAGCUCGACCAUCACCCCUCAGAUGAUCAACCUCGGCCUCUCACAAGAGAUUGUAGAUGAGGUGUGGCACCAGCAAGCUGUCUUCAGGCUGCUGCAGUUGAUAGAGCUCCCCCUGCUGGAGAACUUGUUAGAGGGUAAACACGCAUCGCGGCCUCCUCUUCACGGUAUGGACAGCGACCCGGACCUGCUGUACACGUCAAGCUACCUGGACAGAGAGGUCCUCAAAGCCUUCAGUGAAGCACAGGCUGACGAGUGGAUGUCAGGCGCAGUGGACUGCCUGGAGUUUCUGCCUGAUGAGCUGGUGGUGGAGGUCAGUCGAGGUCUUGCUGGUUGUUCUGAGGACCUGCUGCAGUGUAAGAGACUGCUCUAUGAGGUCCUGGCUCAGCAUUACGGACGCACACAGCAGCCACCUCUGCUCAGCAACCACGUGUUCGACAUCCACUCAGGCAUCUCAGAGCUACUCGUGAACGGUAAACAAGAGCAGGCUCUGGAGGCCCUGCAGCUGAGCCUGAAGCUGCAGGACUCUCGCAGCAGGGAGGAGCUGCGCAGACUAUUAAGAUUCAUGGCCAUCGCAGCAAAACCACUGGAGGUCAAACUGCACAAAGAGAUCGAGAACAGGAUGGCGGUGAAAAGGUCUUUUUCGAGUGCCAUUGUCUAUAGUGGUCGACUCUCCAAAGGAAAGGUGGACUUCAUGGUUCUGUUCAUGAUGGAUAACCACUGUGAUCUCUUCAAAAUUCCUGUUUCGUUGCACAAGAUGGUCAGUGACAGAAUAAUGAAUCUUGUGAAAGGGAAGGAUCCAGACACGAUAGCAGGAUCAGCGUACUGCACAAGGCUGAGUGCAAAAGACUUUGCAGAAAAUGCAAAGAAAACCACGAAAGAGGAGCUCUGGUCUUUACUCCAAGCAGUCCAUGAGAACCCGAGACUCUCGGCUAAGGAGAAGAGACGGCUGCUGGGACAGUUUUUCAAAGGCCACCCUGAGAUUUUUGUUCAGUACUUUGGAAAUAGAUUGUCAAGUAUCAACAUGUUGUUACAGUGAUAUUUACGUUGUUUUUUAAUAUGUCAUGUAUCAUGAUGAAAAGAGAUUUAGAUGUAGGGACAAGAUGUGGUGGAAUGUGAAUGAUGUGCUUUAAUGUAAGUAGAGUGCUUUGAUGUAAAAUGUUUAGACCACUGAACUGGAAUGUGAAUUUAAGAAUGAAUAAGCUUCAAUGUAUUUAAGGACAUAUUUACUUGUCUUAGGAACUUCUUGGGUGCAGGACACAAACAUGAUAACUUCUUAUUGCUCUGCAUCUUGUGGGCAUUAUGUGUCUGCAUACAGUUUUCAAUGGUUGUGUUCUUUGUGCUUGUGCAAUAGACAAUGUAAGCAAUAACAAAUCUGUGUGUCCAUGUGGUUUCCAUGUACAGAGUGAUGCACAGUGGAGCUGUGUCUGAGGACCCCUCAACCGGAUAUUUGAACCUGGACAUUUAAAAGUCUGAUGUAGUGCUAUUAUAAACAGGCAGCUGCAGCCCUCUGGUGGUUUUUUGUUUUGUUUUUUGCAACAAAUCAGCAAAACAGAUGUUUGUACAUUUUCUUUGUUCGGACUGGAAAACCUUAACCGCGUUCUAGUGGCAUCUUCAGGGUCCUGUUUUUAAAAUCUAUGCUAAGAGCUAUGUGUAUCUUCUAAUCAGCUGAGGCUCAUUUCCCGGUAAAGAAAGCAUUCCCAGACUAUUUCUUAACCGUACACAUGUUGUUUGCUUUGUUUGGUUUUGCCAGGUCUUUUUAAAAAGUCUAACAGAAUUGUCCUCCCUUUCAUUGUGUUUUCAUUGCUGACUCAAAAUAUGUAUAAUGUGAUGUAAAAAAGCGUAAACGGCAUCUGGUAUGUCAAGUUGUGAUUCCCCCGGAACACUCACAAUAUUAAAGUAUGAGAUAUGACAAGAUGUGUUACAACUGUGUGGUUUCUCUUACCUGACCCACACACAGACCGUACACAGGGUUCUCUGGAAAUAAAAACUGACAUACAAUAAUGAAAAA
This is a messenger RNA of Labrus bergylta (ballan wrasse), 2747 nucleotides long. RefSeq names its product DEP domain containing 7, paralog a (gene depdc7a). The record is from RefSeq and is a predicted model, not a curated record. NCBI's taxonomy places the organism in Eukaryota, Metazoa, Chordata, Actinopteri, Labriformes, Labridae. Gene Ontology annotation, biological process: intracellular signal transduction.